AUGAGGACUUUAACAGCUUUAAAGCCGAUGGGGGGGUUUAAGCUGUUGGUGGCUGUGGCAAUAAAAAAGGGGCUCCAGUCAGAGCUUGGCGACCAGACGAGCGCUAGGUUCUUGACCUUUGGUGGGAAGGGUGAGAGCCAAGUGCAUGCGGUAGCACUAGGGUCAGAGACCGAACUCCAGGAGCUCGAUGUCAAGCUCAAGACUGGACGCGUGCCAGGAUUGGACCCGUACAAGCUCGUGUUCAAAAGCGUCAGCAGACUCAAGGUUUUCCCUACCCCUGAGGGAACUGCCCGGUCCCUUGUGCUCAAGAGCCUAAAGGAGUUCUUGGAUGAGGAGGCCGUGGAGAGCGAACUCAGGAAACAGUUUUGGAUAGAUGCUUUCGGUGAGAUUGAAUCCGAGACAGUUGGUGAGACUGAAUCCGAGACAAUUGGGGAGAUUGAAUCCGAGACAAUUGGUGAGACUGAAUCCGAGACAAUUGGUGAGGACACUGGCGAUAGUGAGUUGCAAGUAUUUAUGAGAAAGCUACAGAAGGCAGAGUUGGCGGAGCUGUUGCCGAAAGUGCAACAAGACUGGUGGGAGAGUAUGGAAAGGUCGGCGGUGAGUUCAUGGGCAGAGUGGUUGGGUCUCGAGACCCUGCGCGAGGCUUUCUUCAACAGUUGCUCAAUGCGAACGGUGGUGGGCGUUGCGUUUCUGGCGGCUGCAGGGUACUACAUCCUUUACCUUCCCUGCUUGAGCAAUGGCACGGAGCGGACGAUGUCUGAUGUCGAGUCGACAAUGACCUCGUCCAAUGACACGACCAUGUCGCCAUACUCUUUUUGUGGCGAAGUGGCUGGGACGGAAAAGGCCCUAUGUAUUGAGGAUCAGCCUUUGUGCGUUCUGCACAUUGAAGAAGGAAAUAGGUGUGUCGCCGUUAGGUUCGAUAAUGGUGAUGAUCAUAUGACUCUCAAGGACAUGGAUGAAAUUUUCAGGUGGAGGAAAGGAUUUUCCGUCUGCCGAUUGAGUGGCCGCUGUACUACUCCUUUUCGAAAGGUCAAGACAAUGAAAGCUCUUCCCCCAACUCAAACGCCGCUCAUACCAUUCUUGCCCUGCGUCGAUGAAACCGGUUUGGAAAAUAAGAUAUGUGUUGAAGGUCAUCCUAUUUGUGUAACCGACCCGUCAGAUCCUGAAAAGAGGUGUUUGCGAAUAACUGUACCCCUCACGAUAGAUGAUAUCAAAUCAAUCAUAAUGGACGGCUGGAAGAUUUGCGAAAUGGAUCAGACUUGUAAUGUGAAAACGUACCGAGAUGAGGGAGGUUGA
Molecule: messenger RNA, 1296 nt
Organism: Gregarina niphandrodes
Lineage: Eukaryota; Apicomplexa; Conoidasida; Eugregarinorida; Gregarinidae
Exons: 1
Coding region: 1-1296 (431 amino acids)
Source: RefSeq, a predicted model, not a curated record